AUGAGCUGUGGCACUAAAUCUUCAUCUAGCAUCAUUAAGAUUAGUGGUGGUGGUGGUGGUGGUGGUGGUGGAGGAUGCAGCAGCGGAGGUGGUGGAGGGGGCAGCAGCUGCGGGAUACGCAAGUCUGGUGGAUACUCCUCAGUCUCCACUAGAAGAUACACCUCUUCUGGAGGAAGCGGAGGCUUUUCUGGGAGAAGCUUUGGUGGAGGAGGCUCCAGGAGCAGCUAUGGAGGGGGAUUUAGCAGCGGCAGUUGCGGAAGGAUUGGCCGCAGUAGCUAUGGUGGGAGAAUGAGCAGCGGCAGCUACGGAGGAGGAAUGGGUGGAAGUAUGGGAGGAGGAUUUGGAUCAUGUGGAGGUGGUUUUGGGGGAAUGGGAGGUGGUUAUGGAGGUAGCAUGAGCGGAGGCAGUUUCGGUGGUUGUGGAUAUAGCGGAGGUGGAUUUAGUGGCUUUGGGGGCAGCGGUGGCUUUGGUGGUGGCAGCGGUGGCUUUGGUGGUGGCAGCUUUGGUGGUGGCAGCUAUGGUGGAGGUAGUUUCGGUGGAAUGGGCUUCGGUGAAGAUUCCGGGCUGCUCUCCACGAACGAGAAGCUGACCAUGCAGAACCUUAAUGACCGCCUGGCUUCUUACAUGGAUAAAGUUCGAGGCUUGGAGGAAGAAAAUGCUCACCUUGAACGUCUGAUCAGGGAGUGGUAUCAAAAGCAAGGUCCCACUGGUACCAGGGACUACAGCCAAUAUUACAGAACAAUUGAAGAACUGCAAAACCAGAUUGUUGGUGCAAAUGUGGACCUCAACAAGAUCCUUCUUGACAUUGACAACACCAGGAUGACUGUGGAUGACUUCAGACUGAAGUAUGAAACUGAAUACACUCUCCACCAGAGUGUGGCAAGCGACAUUAAUGGAUUACGUCCACUUCUGGAUCAACUGACUCUAGCCAGGUCUGACUUGGAGACACAGUUUGAAUCCCUUAAAGAAGAACUGAUCUAUCUGAAGAAGAACCACGAAGAGGAAAUGAAAGGACUGCAAACACAAUCUGGUGGUGAUGUCAACGUGGAGGUCAAUGCCACUCCUGGUAUUAAUCUGAUGGAAAAAUUGAAUGAAAUGCGUUGUGAAUAUGAACGGCUUAUUGAGAACAACCGGAAAGAGGUGGAAAGCUGGUAUGAAACCAAGAUGGAAGAAGUUAACCAACAAGUUCACUCAAGCGGCCAGGAGAUACAAUCAAGCAACCAACAGAUCUCUGAGCUUAGACGUGAAUAUCAGAGCCUGGAAAUCGAGCUGCAGUCGCAAAUCAGCAUGAUAGACUCUUUGCAAUCCAACCUGGAAGACACGGAACGUCGCUACAACAUGCAGCUGCAGCAGAUCCAGAGCAUGAUCGGCCCCUUGGAGGAGGAGCUGGCCAGCAUCCGCUGCGAGAUGGAGAGCCAGAACGAAGAGUACAAGAUGCUGCUGGGCAUCAAGACCCGCCUGGAACAGGAGAUCGCUCAGUACCGCGCACUGCUCGAGGAAGGACAGCAAGACCUUGUAGUCCCAGCAGGAGGAAUGGGAGGUGGAAUGGGAGGAGGAAUGGGAGGAGGAAUGGGAGGUGGCAGAAUAGGAGGUGGUAGCUAUUCUGGAGGAGGAAGAGGUGGUAGCAUAAGCGGUGGCUAUGGAGGUGUUAGCUCUUCUUGUAGCAGUGGAAUGGGAGGAGGAAUGGGAGGAGGAAUAGGAAGCGGAGGAAUGGGAAGUGGAGGAAUCAGUGGAGGAAUAGGAGGAGGAAGCGGAGGAAGCUGCGGCGGUGUUAUUGGAGGAGGAAGCGGAGGAGGAAGGAUCUCAGGUGGUGUCAGCAGCUCCCACUCCUACUCUUCAUCUUCCCAGUCUCAGGCCUGCAGGGGCAGUGGUGAAAGCCAAGGUUAUGCAAGAAAAUCUUUUGACUAAGGACACACCCUGAGGAUCCUACAGCGCAAGAUGUUUCAAACAGAAAUUGGCCCAAAUCCUCUGCAUUCCCCGCGCUCCUGAGGAAAGAGAGAUGCUCCUCAUGGUUCCUCAGUGCUGCUGAUG
Messenger RNA from Cygnus atratus (black swan), 2031 nucleotides. RefSeq names its product keratin, type I cytoskeletal 13-like. NCBI's taxonomy places the organism in Eukaryota, Metazoa, Chordata, Aves, Anseriformes, Anatidae. The transcript is spliced from 8 exons. The coding region runs from base 1 to 1908 and encodes 635 amino acids. Gene Ontology annotation, cellular component: keratin filament. The record is from RefSeq and is a predicted model, not a curated record. Gene Ontology annotation, molecular function: structural molecule activity.